Molecule: messenger RNA, 3959 nt
Organism: Oncorhynchus mykiss (rainbow trout)
Lineage: Eukaryota; Metazoa; Chordata; Actinopteri; Salmoniformes; Salmonidae
Source: RefSeq, a predicted model, not a curated record
AGACCAGUGUUUACGACCUUUUUACGACAAAAGGUUAUUUAUUUCCCGUGUUUACAUCCAAACCUUGUUCAAUACCAGAGAUGCCCAACGCUAUAUAGUUGCAAAUGCAAAAACGGCAUCGGAUGGAAGCUUUGAGAGACGGUCUCCCCCUAUCAUCUCUGCGUCUGUUGGUUCCUCCCCUGCGGCUGGUGUCUGCAGCUCUAUGGCAAGUUGUUCAGCAGAGAGACGUAAUGGACUACGGGUUGGUGGAGGAGUUUGUCACCACUGUGUUGGAGAGAGUUCCUGAUAUGAUGAGUUACAGGGAGAGAGUCCAACUCAUCAUGGGGCUGCGAGCACAGCUGGUUCUGGAGUUGUGUCGCUCUGAUCACCUAGCCAACCCUGAGACCAUCCAGCCACAUCUGAAUAGGAUGAAGACCUGUAUCAUCACCCAUAGGGGCAAGGAGAUUUCUGAUCCAGAGGUGGAAGCGUCAGAAUCAAACUUCCUGAAGCUGAUUCAAACUCUGCUGGAAGACCCAGUCGAGAAGGAAUACUUCUUUCAGAGUGUGUUUUCAGAGGAAUUUGGCCCCAAGUAUAACUCAGCACUGCAGACUCUGGUGUGGGAGUUCCUCUCCAGGCUGGAGAAGCUGCUUCCAGCACCAACCCUUCAACAGACGGCAUCUUGGUUCCUACCUGACCCCUCUGUCCUGGAGGAGUGUGUGCAGUGUGUAUCCCACCCUCAGCCUUUGAAGACCCUUCUCCAGCACCACAACAACACAUGUAGACAUGUAGACACCAAUGGUCUGUUUUCUGGCGACAAUCAAAUCCCAAUCGAAGCUGACCCAGAGGUCCAAUCAGAACCUGUGCAGCAAUGUAUGAGCCAUGUCUCAUCUGACAAUGAGUCAGACAUGACCCCUUUGUUGGAACUGGGGAUUGAUUCAGACCGAACUGUGCACAAAGGGGUGGGGCCUGUGCACAAAGGGGUGGGGCCUGUGCACAAAGGGGUGGAGCCUGUGCACAAAAAUAUUAAACACAACACACCAGGUAAAGAGCUAGCAAAAUAUAUGCAAAAUAAUAAAUAUUUUCACUACCUUAACACUGACAGUGGGCUGAAAAUCCAAGGAAAAGCCCACAGCAGCCAACAGGAAGUGCAGGACAUUUCUAAUGUAUCUACUUCCUGUCAGCUCCAUCAGCCAACAGUGCUGCUGCACAGACUUGACAUUGCUGAUAUGCUUUUACCUGUGACGGAGGUCUCUUCAACACCGAGGAGAGAGAGGCUUCAGAUUGACAAAGUGGGAUCCCAAGGACAGAGAAGAGGACAGGUCAUAUCACAAAAGAGUGAGAGGAAUAUCAAUGAAGAGCCCUCUGAUGGUCAACCUCAGUAUUCUCUGGCCCCUGACCCAUCCCUUACCACAGGACAGCCUAAAAGAAGCAAGCGUGUCAAAAUAUGCUCCUUGUGUGGAAAGACUUUCAGCGAAGCAAAGGAUUUGACGGCACACAUGAGAUGUCACAAUGAGCAGAGCCCUUCCAAGUGCACCCAGUGUGGACAAGACUUUGAACACCAUGAGGACUUACAGAAACAUCAGCAGAAUGUGUGUGAGGCGGCAGCUCAACCAGAAGAGGACAACAUGUCUACGACAUCUGUGGAGGAUCAGACGGAACUAGCAUGCACGGAGCUAUCAGAGUCGUCCAAAGCCAGGACUUGCCGUGUGUGUCAUAAAACUGUCUAUAGUAGAAAUUAUUUGAGAAAGCACCUGAAAUCCCAACACGGUCAACUCCUGAAGAUGCGUAAGAAACACAAAAAUAUUAUCUGUUGCAUUAUGUGUAAUAAGUCCUUUGAUAUUUCUGAGCCAAACAAGUGUGAGGUGAACCAACAGCAACUCCCCAGGAAGGCACACCCAGAGGCCAACACACUUAUUGCUGCAGUGAUACCACAGCCCUCAAGCACUCCAUCCCAGAACCCAACAACCUCCAAUGCUCUGCCCAUUCAGGCACAGUUCUACAAUGACUACAGAACAUGUCUUUUGUGCAAUGAAACUUUCGAUACCGCAGAGACCAUGAGAAAGCACCUAAGAUUUCAACACAAUAUACUGUCUUACUUGUGCCACGAUUGUGGGGAAAGUUUCCCAAGCAAAUUAGAUCUUCAGAAACACUCAAAUAAUUGUUUGAGUAUUCCAGAUUCAAGAAAAUGUCAUGAGUGCAGGAAAAUUACUCCUCAAACAACGCAGCCGCAAGCAAACAUUUGUCAGGAGAUGAACCAAAGACAACAGCAACUACCUGCAGGGGGAAAUGAGAUGGAGAUCCCUCAGUCCUCCAACACAGACGUUAACUCAUUAAAUGACUUGCAGCAAUGCCAGCCAAAUGAGUGUGAGAAGAUUCACUUUCAGGGAGGGCAGCAAGACUGGAGUGAGGAGGUUGAUCCAAACCAGCAUCCAGAGGAGGUUGAUCCAGAGGAGGUUGAUCCAGCCGACAGAAGCAGUUCUCUGAUUCCAAGGGAGAAUGGGACAGAGAUUCCCCAGAGCCAUAGCACUUCACCCCAGAACCCAACAACCUUCGAUGCUCCCCCCACUCAGACGCAGCCACCUGGCAUCUCUCCCCCAGCCUCGCUAAAAUCUAGAACAUGCCCUUUGUGCUCAAAAUGUUUUGCUUAUAAAAAGACCAUGAUGCAGCAUCUGAGACGUCAUUCACAGGGUCAGGGACCCUUCAUGUGCACCACAUGUUCAAAGAGCUUUGGUACCGCCAGCGAUUUGAAGAGACAUCAGGGAAUUAAGAGCGGUUGUGGGCCAAAUCAUCGAAAUCUCGUCGUACCUGAGAAUGUUCCCACAGAACAAAAAACUGUCUUCUCCUGCCCCCAUUGUCGGGGACAGUACACGAGUGAAAAGAAAUUGAAAGCACACAUGGUAUGUCACACAGGAGAUGGGUUCACCUGUAGGUUUUGUGGCAAGAUAUUUGCUGAAGAUAAGAAAUUACGCAAUCAUGUUCGUUCUCAUAUUGACAGACGACAUCUAUGUGACACAUGUGGUAAAGAUUUUACAUCUCUGUCUAACUUGAAAAAACACACACUUGUACACACGGGAGAACAGCCGUACAUUUGCACAGACUGUGGCAAACGUUUUAGUCUGAAGGGUAACCUGAAAGUCCAUCAACAGAGUCAUACAGGAGAGCGGCCAUUUGCGUGCACAAUGUGUAAAAUACGCUGUUUCACUCAGACUCAUCUAAAACGACAUAUGUUGAGGCACACAGGAGAGAAGCCUCAUAAGUGUUUGGCUUGUGGGAAGACAUUUCAACGGAAAAACACAUUGAGGAAACAUCAGCAAGAUUCGUGUUCUUAGUUCUUGGCUUUUACACACUGCCUUCUUGAGAGGCAGACUCAGUCAUACUUUUUUUUUCGCUCAACAUUGAUUACAUUUAGUUGAUGACAUUAAUGGCUUGCAAUUGGUUGUAGGUUCUAGUCAACAGACAAGUAGGCAUCCAUCUUUUGCUACUUUAACUUUUUGCAUAUUUGUAAUAUCUAGCCGUUUUGUGUGUGUGUGUGUGUAAAGGAUAUUGUCAAUGGGUUGCUGUACAAUGCUGACAGAAAAAUAAUAUAUAUUCUGUUUUGUGUCAAAUGUUGCCUUUUUUUCUGUCAGCAUUGUACAGCAACCCAUUGACAAUAUCCUUGACAAACUGCAAAUGUAAGUCUACAAGAGAGAUUGAAAUAAGCACAACAUAGGUAGACCGUAUGCAUUUUGAAUGUAAACAAGUAUAAAUUGUCACCCCUCCAUUUUGUUAUUGUGUUUAACAAUGCUCAUGUGCUGUGAUCUUAUUUACUAUUAUGUAUUGAUUUCUUCUUCAGUCUUUAUGGGAUGUGCACUGCACAGAACACAGGAAGUAUAAUGACUGAAUUAUCACGGAAUUAUUGUAAUGUUUGUGUCAGUUUAAUCCUGUAAGGGAUGGAUUGCCAACUGGCAAUUUGACACAAAAAUAAAAUGUAAUUCACCACA